This is a messenger RNA of Perca fluviatilis (European perch), 686 nucleotides long. RefSeq names its product translation initiation factor IF-2-like. NCBI's taxonomy places the organism in Eukaryota, Metazoa, Chordata, Actinopteri, Perciformes, Percidae. The record is from RefSeq and is a predicted model, not a curated record. Bases 33 to 686 code for a protein of 217 amino acids. The transcript is spliced from 2 exons.
UUUCAGGGUGAGAACCUUUGGUUUGAGCUCCAAUGGGCCCCAAACUCCAGCGGUGGAGUCGCGGGGGCCGCGCGACCCCAAAAACGUACCCGCCGAAGCGGCGGCGCCUUCCCGUAGCCGGUUCUUCCCGGGGGCCUCCCAGGGGCCCGAAACGACCGGGGCCCCGUCCGGCGUCCCGCCUCGACCGCGCCCGCCCGUUCGCAAGCCGCCAAUCCCUUCGGAAGUCCCCGAUCGGCCCGUGUUUCUCGAAAGUCGCGACGGGUCAGAAAAAGGCCUCCUCUAAGCCUAAGCUUCCAAGGGCGGCUCGCUCCGCCCUUGGAAGCGAAAAAAAGGCCUCCGCUGAGCCCGAGGGCCCCGAAGCCGGCGGGGCUCCCGCCCGGGGUCCCGGCGCGAACGGCGCUCCCUUUCCGAAGCCGCGAGUCCGCUCAGGACCGUUUAAAUUGCCCCGUGGUUUGGCAAAGGUCGCGAAGGGUCGCGAAAGGCCUCAGCCGGGCCCUGAGUGCCCUGCCGGGGCACCGUUCGAGGGGCCCGCGGGGCGACAGCUCCGCUUCGCUCCGCGCGGGCGCUUUGGGAGUGCGGAGGAGGAGGUCCAGCCGGACGCUCGGACGCCAGAUUCGCCCCGUCCGGCGCCACGGGAGGUCACGGAAUUUGACCUUAAAGUCGAGAAGGUCGACGCGGCCCACUGA